AACCAAGUCAUUCGGAAAGAUGGCUGCGCAAAGAGAGAAUGGGAUCCCUUUGAGUGCGCUGUGUCCGAAGUUUCUGCAUACAAAUUCUACCAGUCACACCUGGCCCUUCAGCGCCAUUGCUGAAUUGAUAGAUAAUGCAUAUGAUCCAGAUGUGAAUGCUAAGCAGCUAUGGAUUGACAAGACGCUGAUUAAUGGUCAAAAUUGUUUGACUUUCAUGGAUAAUGGAAAUGGAAUGGAUCGGGACAAGAUGCACAAAAUGUUGAGCUUUGGCUUCAGUGAGAAAUUUGCUGUGAAGGGCCAUGUUCCAGUUGGAUUAUAUGGAAAUGGAUUUAAAUCUGGUUCUAUGCGCCUGGGAAGAGAUGCACUCGUUUUCAGUAAAAACGGCACAAGCAUGAGCAUAGGCUUUCUCUCUCAGAGCUACCUUGAAGCCAUCAAAUCAGAGAACGUGGUGGUACCUAUAAUAACCUACUACCUGGGCCAACAGAAGAGCAGAGAAGAAUCCCAGGCAAGUUUAAAUGCAAUACUGCAGUAUUCGCUGUUCAAUUCUGAAAGGGCACUCAUUUCAGAACUGGAAGCCAUUAUAGGGCAGCGUGGAACAAGGAUCAUUAUUUGGAAUUUAAGAAAGUCUAACGAAGGGAAAACAGAAUUUGAUUUUGAUGCUGACAAAUAUGACAUCAGGAUCCCAGCUGACGUGUUGGAUAACACAAAUGAGAACUACAAGAGGCAAGAAAGAUUGGACCAGACUGUUCCAGAGAGUGACUACUCAUUACGGGCCUACUGCAGUAUCUUGUACCUGAAACCCCGGAUGCAGAUUAUUCUCAAUGGGCAAAAAGUGAAAACACAACUGAUUUCUAAAAGUCUUGCAUACAUUCAAAAAGAUACCUACAAACCGUCAUUUCUGAAAAGCAAAAAUGUUGUCAUGACUUUUGGCUAUAACACAAAGAGCAAGGAGCAAUAUGGUAUUAUGAUGUACCAUAGAAACCGCCUCAUUAAAGCCUACGUGAGGGUUGGAGGUCAGCUGAAGGCCAGCCACGAAGGUGUGGGGGUAAUUGGAGUUGUUGAGUGCAAUUAUUUGAAACCAACUCAUAACAAACAGGAUUUUGACUACACCAAUGAAUACAGACUAACCAUGCAAGCCUUGGGUACUAAACUCGGAGAUUAUUGGAAUGAAACUACAUACAAACGAAAGAGAGAGGACCCAACUAGCAGUGUACCAUUAGAGGAUACAAAGAAACGCCCUGAUCAGAACUGGGUGCAGUGUGAUGGUUGUUUGAAAUGGAGAAAACUUCCUGAUGGCAUUGAUCCAGACAGACUGCCUGAAAAGUGGUACUGCCAAAUGAACCCCAAUACACAGUUUAGGAACUGCUCUGUAGAGGAAGAACCGGAAGAUGAGGAUGAAAUCCAUGUCACCUAUGAGAAAACCUACAGACAGGAGAGGAGUAAUAGGAUCAGGCAGGAGCUAACUAGACAGCAGAUGGACGAAGAAAGGAGGAAAUCAGAAAUGCAUACGAUGUUUUCAAAACUCAGAAAAGAAAAAGAAGCACUGCAAAGGGAUCAUGAGGCCCUGAAGAGAAGAUUGAGUGAGAAUAAUUGCAGAAUAACAGUACCCAGUCAGAGCUCGUCUGCCGUUGCUGCUUCAGGCAGUAACAACACAACCUUGCAGAUCAUAGAUGUCCGAUCGUUGGCUGCUACGAGAAGUCCAAGCAUUAAACGAACGAUGCCUGUGGACGCUGGCAACCUGAAUUUAAAGAUGAGGAAAGUGAACGGAGUCAAUGGUGUGGGGGAAACCUCCAUAGAAGACAAUGAUAUUGUUAUAGUUGAAACAAAGAGCACCCCAAAACCUUGUAGGAAGCUUGACGUUUCCAGGGUCAAAGUGGAAUGCAGGGAUAGCCUGGAGCCCAUCGGGAUGCGUAUGGAAUGCUCCGAUGACAGCCACUUGGAGUCAGAGAAUGGAUGCCCCAAUGCCUGCUCUCCUCUGGAACAGUGCAGGUCCAUGACGACUCAGACAGAGGGCAAACCCCACUUGAUCCCGAAAGAGGAGGAUGUUAGAGACAUGGCUAAAGAGGUGAAGGAGAAGGUAAAAAGUGAUGAAGAGCAUUGGAAGAAAACCUUGGUGGCGGCCCAGGUCCAGCAGGAUGAGCUAAUGGUGCUAUUAGACACCACAUCCCAGGAAAGGGAUGACUAUAAGAAUCAGGUUCACACUCUGACAUGCCAGAUAACCGAUUUACAGACACAGCUUCAGGAAUUACAACAGAAGUACUUGAAGAAAGAAGUCUGCCAUCAAUACACUGAGAUCGACUGUGAGAUUCUGGGAGAGUCGACAAAUCCAGUGUCAGAUUUUUGCCGGCUGAGCCAAGUGGAGAUGGCAAAAGUUUAUGAACAAACACUGAAGGAGAUGGAGGGGUUGAGGGAGCAAUGCAAAGUGCAGGAGACUGUGAAAGCUGAUUGCAGUAAAUGUGCUUUGUCAGAGAAAAGUAACAAUAAUGAUGAUGAACUAGCCUUGCAGCUAGAUGACCUGUUCAGACAGCUGGAUAAGUGUAUGCAGGAAAAUAAAGGAUACAAGGCUGAACUUGAGGUGCUUCAGCAGGAGAAAGCUCAGGUCAUGCCACAGUGUGAAGAGUUAAGGAAGGCCAUUGAAAAUCUGAGAUCUGAAAAGCAAAAAAGUCACGAAAACAAGGGCUGCAGUUCAGCUAUGUCUGAGGAUGUCAUGGGCAGCUCUGAAGAGAGUUGGAGACUAAAGUCCCUUCGGAUUAGCGUAGGGAAGUUGCUGGUGAGCUUUGUUCCAGCUUUGGAUUUGCAGCAAGUGAACUAUGAGAGUGAUGUUAUUGAUGAGAUUUUGGACCAGGUGCUGGAUCAAGUGACGUUAACCAGCGCAACAUGAAAACCCACAAAGAAAACCAGCCAUUCUGCCUUGCAGACAAAAGCAUCUCUUCUUUUACAAGAUGGGAUUUUUUUUUUUUUUUUUUUUUUUUUGAGAAUUUAAACUGUUGUAACUGAAUGUAAAUCAACCAACUUAGUGUAUGUUAUACUUUUUUGUUAUUCUGUUGUGGUUUCUCUCAGUAAAAACUGAUAUGUUUAUUACUUAAGGUUUAAAUGAAUAAAAACUAUUAUAAAAACUAGUAUUAAGUUUUCUGAUGAACAUAACAGAAAAUUGAAAAUGAAAGAUAGAUGUGUGAAUACAAGUAAUUCCUGGUAAACAAACAUAUCGGCCAAUAUCUUUUCCAUGUCCGUAAAAUAUUUGGAUUAGAUGCCAGAACUUUAAUUAUUUUGUUUAUACAUUUAUCGGAGAGGAUAAUACAAUUAACAUCUGAAAAGUAAAAUAAUACAGUACAGUAUAUUGUAAAUUCAUUGUAGAAUGUCCGUAGGUACACAGAACUCUGUAGAAUGUCUCAUGGUAAGUUUCAUACAUCUUUAUUGUAAGAAAAGCUAUUUUUUAUGUUUUAAUUGAUGCUGUAAAUAGAAAUAUUUUUAUAUUUAACUAGUCGUGAAUCUUCCAAGCUGAAAUAGUACAUAGUUUGAAACAUUUCCUUUGUAUUUCAAACAAUGUGGUAAAUAUCAGAUCUUUUUAAAUCCUCUCCCUUACCAAUAGCGUUAAGGGCUUUCAUGUUUUAAAAACAAGUUGCCUAAAGGAUGAUCAUUGUUUAAUAUAAAAAAUACAUUUUCACUGCCACUUGAUUAUUUGCUCAUGUUAAACUUGUUAAAAAUUUAAUUGGACAGGUUAAGAGUAAUAUAUA
Molecule: messenger RNA, 3734 nt
Organism: Polyodon spathula (Mississippi paddlefish)
Lineage: Eukaryota; Metazoa; Chordata; Actinopteri; Acipenseriformes; Polyodontidae
Product: MORC family CW-type zinc finger protein 3-like
Exons: 18
Coding region: 20-2881 (953 amino acids)
Cellular component (GO): nucleus; PML body
Molecular function (GO): zinc ion binding; ATP hydrolysis activity
Source: RefSeq, a predicted model, not a curated record